Opisthocomus hoazin is the source of this 906-nucleotide messenger RNA. It is a transcript of the gene SLC25A31, whose product is annotated as solute carrier family 25 member 31. Gene Ontology annotation, molecular function: ATP:ADP antiporter activity. The record is from RefSeq and is a predicted model, not a curated record. Gene Ontology annotation, biological process: mitochondrial ADP transmembrane transport; mitochondrial ATP transmembrane transport; negative regulation of mitochondrial outer membrane permeabilization involved in apoptotic signaling pathway. Lineage: Eukaryota; Metazoa; Chordata; Aves; Opisthocomiformes; Opisthocomidae. Gene Ontology annotation, cellular component: mitochondrial inner membrane.
AUGGAGAGGCUACCAGAGGAGUUAAAGAGCGGGGCACCCGCCGUCUCCAAGAUGGUGGUGGCGCCCAUUGAGGGGGUGAAGCUGCUGCUGCAGGUGCAGGCUUCGUUCAAGCAGAUCCGGGCGGACCAGCAGUACAGAGGCAUGGUGGACUGCUUCGUGCACAUCCCCAGGGAGCAAGGAUAUUUCAGCUUUUGGCGUGGCAAUUUGGCAAACGUUAUACGGUAUUUCCCAACACAAGCUCUAAACUAUGCUUUUAAGGACAAAUACAAACAGAUUUUCAUGUCCAAAGGGGAUCAAGAAAAACAGUUCUGGAAAUGGUUUUUGGCAAACCUAGCUUCUGGUGGAGCAGCAGGAGCAACAUCCCUGUGUGUAGUGUACCCAUUAGACUUCGCAUGAACUUGUUUAGCUGCUGAUACUGGGAAAGGUGCUGCUGAGCGACAGUUCCAGGGACUUGGUGACUGUAUUGUUAAAAUUGCAAAGACGGAUGGACUUCCUGGCCUGUACCAGGGUUUUGGUGUUUCAGUACAGGGAAUCAUUGUAUACCGAGCCUCCUAUUUUAGAUGUUAUGACACCAUAAAGGGAUUAUUGCCAAAUCCAAAACAAACUCCAUUCAUUCUUUCCUUUUUCAUUGCUCAAGUUGUGACUACAUUCUCAGGAAUGCUGUCUGACCCUUUUGACACUGUCAUGAGACGCAUGAUGAUGCAGAGUGGGGAGACUGAACGCCAAUAUAAAGGAACCGUUGACUGCUUUAAGAAAAUAUACCAGCAAGAGGGGCUUAAUGCUUUCUUCCGUGGAGCAUUCUCCAACAUCCUUCAUGGAACAGGAGGAGCCUUAGUGCUAGUCCUUUAUGAAAAAAUUAAGGAAAUUUUUAAUCUCGAUGUUUCAGAGAGUUCAGGGUCUGAUUAA